GUGAGUCCCAGAGCAGACUUCCUGCUCAGGGCUCAGGGCUACGGCAGCCUCCCCGGACCCAGGCUGGGGAGACUGGAGGGGUCGGACGCCAAGCUCAGGCCCAGGCCGGGCCGGGCAGGAAGAUGUCUGGUGGUGGCAGCGAGGUCAGCACCAGGAUAUCCACAGAAAUUCAGAGCACAGAGGACAGGCUUGUCCGUGAGGCUGUAUUCAGGCACUUCAAAAGACAUAAAGUGGAGAUUUCAACUGCAAUAACCAAGACAUUUCCUUUCCUUGAGGGCCUUCGUGACCGUGAAAUCAUCACCAAUAGAAUGUAUGAAGACUGUCAAGAUUCUUGUAGAAACCUGGUCCCUGUAUCAAGAGUGGUGUACAAUGUUCUCAGUGAGCUGGAGAAGACAUUUGACUGGUCGAUUCUGGAAGCAUUGUUCAGCGAGGUCAACAGGCAGGAAUAUCCUGAUUUAAAUCACAUUUAUGAAAGCUUCGCAAAGGUGAUCCAGGAGAAAAUUAAUCAGGAAGAAAACAAUGAAGAAGAGAGGGAGGAGAGGCCUACUUUCCCACUAAGCCUUGAGCAAGGAGCUCGUGGAAACUCAUUUCGAGGCCUGACUUGGUGUUGCAGAGCGUCCUCAUCUCACGAUGGUACAGCCUCACCUGAAAGUGGACUCUCAGAUCACCUCUGUGAAACAGAACAGAUAAAUGCAAUGAGGAAAGAUACAACGGGUGACCAAAAUGAUGCACUAGAAAGCCAACAAGCAGAUGAACCAUGUGCCCAAGAGUCUGCACUGGAAAGCCAACAAGCAGAUGAACAAUGUGCCCAAGAGUCUGAACCAGCAGCAAAGCUACCCAACCAUGGAUCUCAAAUGAAUUCCUGUUCUGUCCUUCUGGUGGAUAUAAAGAAAGAAAAGCCAUUUUUUAACCCAGAAGUUGAACGGCAAACCCAAACAAGGACGGGCCGUAACCAGGCAUCUGACAUAAUAGUGAUCAGCAGCGAGGACUCCGCAGAAUCCAGUGAUGGAGACAAAUCCCCUGAACCCUCCACAUCAGCACUGAGAAGGGCAUCUGAUCCUUGGGAUACUGAAAACACAUCUGUUUGCAGCAUAAGCAAUAGGAAAAGACGGAUCAGCAGUGGAGACUCUUCAGAACUGAGUAACGAAGACGAGCCUCAGGAGACAUCUAGCCCAGCCCUAAAAAAUGGGUCAGAUACCAUGGAUACUGGAAGCAAUUCUACUUUGGGAAAACACAGUGGGAAAAGAAGGAGAAAAGCUGUCGACACUGGGCCUUUGAAAAAAAGCAGAAAAAGAGGUCCAAGAAUUCCCAAAGCAACAGAUGUGAAUUUUCGACUUCCUCAACUUCCUGUUACUUGUGGCGAGGCAAAGGGGAUUUUAUAUAAGGAGAAAAUGAUAAAAGGCACCUCGGAGAAGUGUGUACAGGAUGAACACGGAACGUGGUUCACCCUCAGGGAAUUUGAAAUUGAAGGAGACCACGAACCAUCCAAGAACUGGAAGCUGAGUGUGCGCUGCGGUGGAUGGCCCCUGAAAACCUUGAUUCAGAGAGCAUUUCUACCAGACCCUUCAAGAAAAAGAAAAAUGCCAGAAAACUCAAAGGAAUGCAAGGUAUGCCAUGGGAAGACCAAGCUAUUCUCCUGUAAUACUUGUUCAAGGUUCUUUCAUGAGAAAUGCCACAUCCCACCUAAAGGUGCUGACAGGAACCCAUGGAGUUGCAUCUUCUGCAAGAUAAAGGCUCUUCAGGAAAGGUGCCCAGAAAGCCAGCCAUGUCAUCAGGAAUCUGAGGUCCUGAAGAAGAUGAUGCUGCCUAAAGAGAAGUUGAAGUGUGCGUUCCUCCUCUUGAAGGUCUAUUGCUCUCCAAAAAGCCCCUUUUUUGCCUCAGAACCAUACUAUAGUAAAGAGACAUCUCAGGGCAUGAAGGAGCCCAUGCGGUUAAACAAAAUCAAGGAAAAGCUGACGAAGGACAUGUACCACCAAGUGCAGGGAUUUGUGCAGGACAUGUGUCUCAUCUUCCAGAACUACAGGGCAUUUUACAAGAACAACAAGAAAUUCAUCAAUCUGGGAUUUCAACUAGAGGCUGAAUUUGAGAAUGAUUUCAGAAACAUUUUUGGCAUCCAGGAAAUAAGUACAAACAGCAUUCAGUCUGAGCCCAAUCUUUCAUAGUAUAGCCCAUUUCUAGUUCCCCCUUCAGAGUCUCCAGAGCUAUAUGAUACUGUGCCUGUGGCCCCACUGACCAUCUGCUUGUUGCUGUGCAAAUAACACACUUCUUUUUCAAACUUUUUUUGUUGACAUUCCUGAUCAUUUAUUUUUCUAAAUAAAAUUUUUAAAUUUCAGAUCCUCUUAUUGAGUAAUUUGGGGUGAAAUUCACAAAAGAAAAUAUCAGGUCUUUCUAUAAAGGAUCAUAUUAUGUGCUUUCAUUUACUUGAAUCUUCUAUUAGGUUCUUAAGUAAAGUUUUCUCUUCUUUUCUCCUCCCCACACAGGUCUUAGUCAUUUCUUAUUUUACUCUCGGGUAUUUAAUGUUAUUUUGUUAUUGUGAAAGUGACAUUUUUCCCAAUGCAUUUUAUUGCUGAUUAUUGCCUAUUAUGGAAAGCUACAGUGACAUAUAUUUUGGUCAUUGAUUACCUUACUGAAUACUGGAUAGUACCCUUUUUGGCUUCAUACCCAGUGGCAUCAGGAAGCCUGUAGUAGAUGCACAGCAUUUCUAAUUUUCAGUUCGCACAGUCAUAAUUGGUACAGCUGAUGGAAGCAUUCCUCACCUCUGACAAUUCUUGGUUCCACUGGGGAAUAGAUCCUGCCGUGGCAUCCUGGGGACCUUGCAUGUUUCCACAUAGGCCAUAUAGGCAAGACUUACCUAUAGCUGCUCUAAGUCUUGAGAAUGCCUUAUGAUCUUUCCAGAACAUAACAGCCUGGGAAGCUUGUGAGGAGCUGCCACAAGGCCAUUUCCUACUCACAACCUUAUCUUCCAGAGGCUAUCAUGACACACUGUCCUCACGUUCCAAUUUCUGAUAAGGUAUGAGGCUGUCUGCCUCCUUUUAGGGCACAGCUGCAGGCUGUAAGAUUGCUUAGCUGUAACAUGAAUGUGUAGCAUCCCUCAUGUUUCGUCAUAUUUCAUCCACAUCCCUUUUGGUGUUGGUGCUACCCGACGGGACAAAGGACAUGGGGAGUUGGCACCUAUGCUCGUCUUGCUGUUGCUAUCUAUGUAAGUAAUAAACUGUCUAAAUCUUAAAAGGAAGUUUUAUUUCUUUUUUUUAAUAUGCACAAAU
Messenger RNA from Hippopotamus amphibius kiboko, 3263 nucleotides. Its product is annotated as nuclear body protein SP140-like protein. The record is from RefSeq and is a predicted model, not a curated record. The transcript is spliced from 20 exons. NCBI's taxonomy places the organism in Eukaryota, Metazoa, Chordata, Mammalia, Artiodactyla, Hippopotamidae. The coding region runs from base 123 to 2162 and encodes 679 amino acids. Gene Ontology annotation, molecular function: DNA-binding transcription factor activity, RNA polymerase II-specific; protein binding; DNA binding. Gene Ontology annotation, biological process: regulation of transcription by RNA polymerase II. Gene Ontology annotation, cellular component: nucleus.